AUGUUCACCAAAGAGAUGUUGACCGAGCAAUUCAGUCAAGUGUUGAUUAGCAAAGAUGAAGACAGUGGAAAAGACAUUGUUUCGUUGUCUAGAUCAGAGGAUUCAAAGGAUAAUGCCGAACAAACAGUAAGGAAGCAGACUAUGCAAAAGAAUAAAAAUACGGAGAAAAGACCGAUGGAGAAGAAAAAAGAGUUGCAGUGGAAACGAGAGAAUUGUGCGCAGCCAGUUGGCAAAGUGAUUAAGUUUACUGGACAUUUAUAUAAAGGCAAAGAAGGAUACGUGAAGCUUGUAGUGCAGUGGUUUUAUCGUCCAGAAGAUGUCGAGGAAGAAUAUCUCGGAAAAUGGGAAUCCAAAGGUGCAAGGGACCUCUUCUACAGUUUCCAUCGCGAUGAAGUGUUUGCUGAAUCCGUGAAGCACAAUUGCAUUGUGCAUUUCGUGCCGGAUAACAAGAAAGUCCCAGAACCGUAG
This is a messenger RNA of Microthlaspi erraticum, 468 nucleotides long. NCBI's taxonomy places the organism in Eukaryota, Viridiplantae, Streptophyta, Magnoliopsida, Brassicales, Brassicaceae. The record is from the annotation of a GenBank genome assembly.